Messenger RNA from Poecilia reticulata (guppy), 2734 nucleotides. The record is from RefSeq and is a predicted model, not a curated record. NCBI's taxonomy places the organism in Eukaryota, Metazoa, Chordata, Actinopteri, Cyprinodontiformes, Poeciliidae.
UUUAUUUUAUUUUUUUGAGUGUGGGCUUAAUAUUCAAAUUAGAGUGCAUCUGAAAAGUUCAAUUUUUUACCUUAAUGGUCAUUGGCAAAACCCCCGCCUCAUUUAGACACCCACGUUCCUUAUCUGCAUCUUUUUUGUUUUUUUUUUGACAUUAGUCGAAACUCAGAUAAUAUCUUUUUGCAACGUCUGAAAUGCAAAGCAGAACGGAGGAAAUGAACCGUCUGUGGUCUUUUAUUAGCUCACUGUCGGUCAGUUUCUAUGGCACCUCAAAAAAAAAGGUGUUAAAAAGAGGUGUGGAGUGAGCUGGUGAUGUAUGCUCCACGCCACGCUAUAAAAAUCACACACUGUGAGGAGUUAGAGCAUACAUCACCAAGUUCGCUUGUCCUUUCUGCCUGACUUCAGAGUAAAUUCAUCUAUGGUAAGAAAUAACCAGGAUAAAAGAAAAAUAAUUACUCUCUUUUCUAAGCUAAUUUUAACUUUGGAAUGCUUCAACUAUCAAAAUAGCUAUUUGACUUUUGUUGGCAACAUUAUUAAAAAUACCUUUGUAAUUACAACUCAAUGACCUACCUAAAUCUUUGUUUAACAAAGACACAAAUAUUGGAAAUGUUUAAUUUAUGACCGUAGCUGUAAAAUCUAUAACUAGCAAAGAGGAAGGUGAAAUAAAAUUUUUCUCUCAAACUUCCCCUCUGACUCUCUCACUGUCAAACAAUCUAGAUGACCUUAUUGUCGUGGAUCACUGCCUUUCUGCUGAUCGGCGCCACAGCAGCUGAUCAACAGGCUAAACUCGACCACUUUCCAGAAAUCUUUGUUGUGGCAAAAGAAGGUGAUUCUGUCAGCCUUACCUGCCUUACAACCACGGCUGGAAAUGUGGCAUGGAAGCUCAACGACGAAGAGCUAGAGCUAAAGCUAGAAGAGUUCGAGGUAGAAGACCACAUGAGCCUUAAUCUAAUUGUGAAGAAAGUGGAUGCACCCAUGCUGGGGGAAUACAGCUGCUGGAGAGAUGGAACAAAAUUAUGGUCGACCUAUCUGCUGCAGGAGCCUGAGGAAGAAGAGGAUAUAGAUUCUUUGCUCACAUGUCGUGCAAAGUCCUAUGAUUGUAACUUCAGCUGCAGAUGGACUGAAGGCAGAUAUGGAGCUGUGCGCCUUGGAAUCGGCCCUGACUGCACUAAUGGACUGCCAACAUGUCACUGGGUGAGCAGCAGUGGCCAGCCCAACAGCGAGGGAUUCCAGUUUGAGCUGACCCACAACCUCUCACCUUUUGGUGAGGAAAGCACCAUGCUGGAGGUCACCGCUGAAGCCAUCGACAUCGACAUCAAUAACGACAACUUCCGCUUCCUCAAGAAAACCAAAAAGUUUUAUCUUAGAGAUAUUGUUGUACCUGACAGCCCCGAGAUUGUCAGCUUGGAGGUGGUUCAGUCGCAGCUGAAUGUCACCAUCGAGCCGCCGUCCAGCUGGUCGACUCCUCACAGCUUCUUCACUCUGGAGCACGAGAUUGAAUACAUCCUCAGAGACAAUGGACAGACCAUAAGCUCUUCAUCUUCUCUGAUACCGAAGAAGAUCAGCAAGCUGAGGGCCCGCUCCAGAGAUCCGCUGGUGUUCUCACCUUGGAGUCAGUGGACUCCGUGGAAAAAUUGGAAGAAUUCAUGCCAGUGUAGAAAGAAACAGACAUCUGAGCUGUCACCCAGGUGUUUGGAACGCUGCAAGAGGAAAAUGGACCAAAGAAGAACUAAGCAAAGUCAAAAUCUUCGGAAAUGAAGGCGUUUUUGACAGAAAUGUAUACAUUUGAAAUUAGAGGGAACGUGUUGGGACACAACACAGCACUGACAGAUAGAUUUAGGUUUUUAAUAAAAAAAUUAAAAAACCUCCAAAAAACAGUUUUUCAUUUGAUGCAUUUACAUGAGUGAAGAACUAAUUAAGUCAUCAAUCUGUGUUGGAGUUUUUUGGUUUCAGAAUACAAAAAUGCAUAGAGAGUGGCUGACAGACAGUUAGGAGGCCGAAGCAGAAAAACAAGGAAAGGAAUAAAACGUGGUGCCAGGUCAGUGACCAGUAGGCACACAGUGGGGAUUUUUUGUUUGACCGUCUGUGGUUUGCAUGAAGCUGGGAAACUCUAGUAUUGUACAAACAAACAAAAAAAAAAAAAAAUCACCCACAGGAUCGCAGUUGUGUUUUUUUUUUGUUGUUGUUUUUUUUACGUUGGCUCCCCCUACAGUUGUGGCACAAAACAAGUUUGCUGUAAAAUCAUUGCAUUAAAUCGUUUAACGUAUUGAAUGUGUCUGUUGAGUCAUCCAAUAAAUUAGAAAACAUUUGCUCCAACAUGGAUUGUUGGCCAGAAAAUAACAACCUUGAAACAUGUAUCAAACCUACAUUAGGUUUUCCUUUUAAAAGUUAUUUCUAUAGUUUUGAUAUUCUGAUGUUAACUGCUGUAAAUUGAAAUUGUUUCCAAUCAGCAGAAAUAAAAGCUUGAAACAUUAAUCCGUAUUUUCUUAAACUGCAUAUGAAACAGCUUAAGAAAUUGACCCUCUACAACUUUAAUAUUUCAAAACACUGCUAAGAUACAUUUUCCAGGACCCAUACUUUCUUAUUUAUUGCAGCUUUACAAAGGUUUUCCUUUAUUUUAUACAAUUCGCUGUGUAACAUUUAUUAUUUUUCAUUGAAAUUCUCCCCUUUCAGAUUUCCUUUCCUCCCUUUUUUUAGUGAUUUAUGAAAAAUAAAUCCAUAUUUGUUUAAGUCAAUU